CUAUAUAAGACCAUUCCCCAUGUCAUUUUAUUCACAACCAAAAAUCAACUCUUGACCUUUAAAAACUCUCACAUUUGCAACAAUCAGAUCAAAUCAAGCUUCAAAUGUCACACAAGAAGAAGAUGGUAUCCCAAAACCUCACAAUCAUUAUCAUUUUCCUCUCUAACUUUUCAUCUCUUGCACAUAUCGAGCCAGCCGGGCAUAAUUCCCAAAUAACCCAAACCAAAAACGAAACCCAAACCCAAACCCGAACCAAAACAGUAGCGUACAUAGAAUCCUCGUGCCAAGAAACAAGGUACCCAGAUCUAUGCAUCCGUUCAUUAUCUACAUUCGCCAAAUAUUCAACCAUAGAUGGGCCUGACCACUUGGCCCACAUAGCCCUUUCAGUUAGCCUAACCAAAGCCCUUCAAACAAGAGGUUACUUAUUAAAAGUGGUUAAACAACUUGAAGACGAAAUCAACAAUCCUAGUGGUCAUGUGUACUUAACUAUACAAGAUUGUGUGCAACAAAUCAAUGAUAGUGUUGACCAACUUAGCCAAGCGAUUAAAGAGCUUCGAAGGGUGAACAAUUUAGGUAAAAAUAUAAAUGAUAAAAUCUUGUGGCAUAUAAGCAACGUUGAGACAUGGGUGAGUACUGCUUUAACAGAUGCUAGCUAUUGUGUUCAAUCGUUUCCUGGGUAUAGGAUGAGUAAGAGGACUGCUACUAUAAAAGUUAAGGCACAAAAUGUUGCUGAGGUUACUAGUAAUGGACUUGCCUUGUUUCAUAGAUAUGCUGUUAAGUACAGAGAAGCUGCUAGAUCUGCCAAGAAACCAUAAAGAUCAAUAUAUAUACUUCCUCUCUUUAAUCGAAUAUAAGUAAAAUAGGUAAUUCAAUAGUUAGUGUAUCAGAUUUUAAUUUAAGAUCAGAUACAUAAACUUUUUAAUUACUAUUUUUACUUAUAUUCAUUUUUAAGGAGUAUAUUAUGUCAAUGCUUUUGUGGUUGUGUACAUGAUACUUCUUUUUUCUUUGUGAAGGUUGUAUAAAUUUUUCAGUCAAAAACAAAAACAAAAAUAAAAAUGGUUGUCUAAAUUUCAUA
Molecule: messenger RNA, 1075 nt
Organism: Cicer arietinum (chickpea)
Lineage: Eukaryota; Viridiplantae; Streptophyta; Magnoliopsida; Fabales; Fabaceae
Product: pectinesterase inhibitor 9-like
Biological process (GO): negative regulation of catalytic activity
Molecular function (GO): enzyme inhibitor activity
Source: RefSeq, a predicted model, not a curated record